Molecule: messenger RNA, 1587 nt
Organism: Penicillium digitatum Pd1
Lineage: Eukaryota; Fungi; Ascomycota; Eurotiomycetes; Eurotiales; Aspergillaceae
Product: threonine synthase THR4
Biological process (GO): L-threonine biosynthetic process
Molecular function (GO): pyridoxal phosphate binding; threonine synthase activity
Source: RefSeq, a predicted model, not a curated record
AUGCUACUAACCCAUCUGUCUCUCCAGAGAACCUUUGAAGAUGUUGUUCUUCAAGGCCUGGCCUCGGACGGAGGUCUCUUCAUCCCGGAGGAAAUGCCUGCCCUCCCUAAAUCGUGGGAGACCGAAUGGCGCGAUCUGAGCUUUGAGGAUUUGGCGCUUGAAAUCAUGUCUCUCUACAUCUCCACCGACGAGAUUCCCCGAGAAGACCUUAAGAGCAUCAUCUACAAGUCCUACUCGACCUUCCGCCACCCCGAACGCACCCCUUCUGUCCUCCUUGAAAAGAACCUCUACCUGCUAGAGCUAUUCCACGGCCCGACCUUUGCGUUCAAGGAUGUUGCUCUUAGUUUCCUCGGAAAUCUGUUCGAGUAUUUCCUUGUUCGCAAGAAUGCUGGAAAGACUGGCAAGGACCGACACCACCUCACUGUUGUUGGUGCUACUAGCGGUGACACUGGUUCAGCUGCUAUUUAUGGACUUCGCGGCAAGAAGGAUGUCUCCGUAUUCAUCCUCUUCCCCGAUGGGGGCCGAGUCUCGCCUAUCCAAGAAAAGCAAAUGACAACUAUCUUGGACCCUAAUGUGCACAAUCUCACCGUGGCUGGCUCAUUCGAUCACUGCCAGGAUAUCGUCAAAGCGCUCUUCGCAGAUGAUGACCUGAACUCCACCCACAAUAUCGCCGCGGUCAACAGCAUUAAUAUGGCCCGAAUCUUGGCCCAGAUCACCUACUUCUUCUACUCCUACUUCUCCCUCACCAAGAUUCCUUCUUUCAACAAGGACUCCAAGGUGCGCGUGGUCGUCCCGUCCGGCAACUUCGGCGACAUCCUCGCCGGUUGGUUUGCCAAGCAGAUGGGCCUCCCUAUCGACAAACUGGUGAUCGCCACUAACGCAAACGACAUCCUCGACCGCUUCUUCCGCAGUGGUGGUCACUACACAAAGAAGGCCCUCGACGCCCCCACCGACCACGGUGUGAAGGAAACCCACAGCCCCGCCAUGGACAUUCUCGUCAGUAGCAACUUCGAGCGUCUCCUCUGGUUCCUCUCCUACAAGACUACCAAGGGUACUGAAGUCGAGCGCCGCAAGCACGCCUGCGAGAGUGUCAGUGGAUGGCUGAAUGAGCUCAAGACGAACGGAGGCUUCCAGGUCCCCAGUACCGUCCUCGAAGCCGCCAAGGUCGAUUUCGAGAGCGAGCGCGUGAGCAACGAGGAGACUAUCGCUAUGAUCCGUGAUAUCUACAAGACUUCCUUCCCCAAGGGUCUCGGUCCCGGCUCCGCUAAGAGCUCCAAGACCGGUGGUUACAUUCUUGACCCCCACACUGCUGUUGGUGUUGCUGCUACCCGCCGCUCUCUGGCACGUAACCCCGAUGCUACCCAUAUCUCGCUGUCUACUGCCCACCCGGCUAAGUUUGCUAGCGCUGUCGACCUUGCUCUGCGCUCCGAGGAUGGCUAUGACUUCACCGAGAUCUUGCCCCAGGAGUUCGUUGGUCUGGAGCAGCGUGAGAGUCGGGUUACCCCCGUCGGGGAGAGUGCUGGAUGGCAGGGUGUUAAGGAGAUUGUUAAGGCGGAGCUUGAACAGGAGUUGCAGGGUCUGCGAUAA